Molecule: messenger RNA, 996 nt
Organism: Arabis nemorensis
Lineage: Eukaryota; Viridiplantae; Streptophyta; Magnoliopsida; Brassicales; Brassicaceae
Source: the annotation of a GenBank genome assembly
AUGCCAAAGAACUCAUCCCCUUUGAGCCUAUGGACUCGUCCUUUGGAGGCAGGUCCUUCGAACGCUUCUCCAUACUUAGACGAUAUUGUUGAGUCGAUUGCUGGUCCUUCUCUUCUAGGAAGAAAGAUUUUUCACUCGCCUGAAUUCGAUGCUGGUAGCGCAACACACCGAGUCUCUACUGGAGCCUUAGUAGAGGAGAUACGGGAUGACGCUGGAACCGUCAAGUCUGAGCAGGAGGACGAGGCGGAGACCGAGGAUGAUACUCUAAUUGUGCGGAUUCCUAAGAGGAAGAGGAAGCCACGAGUCAAGCCUGACCAGCCAGGUUCUACUCUCUCGUCACAACAGUCUCUGCGUGACCUCCGAGGUCGUUUUAGGAUAUCCAAGGAGGUCAAAGCCACUUAUCAGAUCACCAAAGGCUUCCUAAGCAAAGAUAACUUUUGGUUUGAGAAGUUCUUCUUCGUGAAGAUAAACAAGGCUUCCGUUGAACCUAACUGGCUUGAUAAGAUCUUGACUGACUCCGAAGCGCUUCUUGAAGUUCCCGAAGCGCUUCUUGGAAUUCCUGAAGGGCACGAACAGACUUUUACGAAGCCUUCAUUGUUCGGACGUGUCGUUGGAGGAAGCACUUCUCCCUUCGACGAGUUGAGAGAGCUAGAGCUCGGCGCGCCGGUUCCACUCUUCUGGGUUCCUCUCCGUCUUCGAAUCACACCGACUCUAAUAGCUUUGGCAAAGAAGAAAACUGUUGAGGCGGCGCAGCACACCGAGGAGCAGCAGCUUACAAAGGAGGAUACGUACAUCGAGGUUGAGCCAGACACCGCGGCUGGGACACACAUCGAGUCAGCCACACCGGUUCCCGAUGACUCUACCGCUAACCAGUCUUUUCGCUGGACUACUGCGUCCAUGCUUUCCAAGAUCACCCUUCACGGCACUCGCUUUCGUCCUCCCGAUACCCUCCAGGGCGAAGGGAGCUACGCCGAGAUGGCUCAUCACGGAGUCUAG